GGCCCCGCUCGCCCGUGCCCGCCCGCCCGCCAUGCCCGGCUUCGACUACAAGUUCCUGGAGAAGCCCAAGCGGCGACUGCUGUGCCCACUGUGCGGGAAGCCCAUGCGCGAGCCCGUGCAGGUUUCUACCUGCGGCCACCGCUUCUGCGACACCUGCCUGCAGGAGUUCCUAAGUGAAGGAGUCUUCAAAUGCCCUGAGGACCAGCUUCCUCUGGACUAUGCCAAGAUCUACCCAGACCCAGAGCUGGAGGUACAGGUAUUGAGCCUGCCUAUCCGCUGCAUCCACAGUGAGGAAGGCUGCCGCUGGAGUGGGCCACUUCGCCACCUACAGGGUCACCUGAAUACCUGCAGCUUCAAUGUCGUCCCCUGUCCUAACCGCUGCCCCACCAAGCUGAGCCGCCGAGACCUGCCUGCACACUUGCAGCACGACUGCCCCAAGCGGCGCCUCAAGUGCGAGUUUUGUGGCUGUGACUUCAGUGGGGAGGCCUUUGAGAGUCACGAGGGCGUGUGUCCCCAGGAGAGUGUGUACUGUGAGAACAAGUGCGGUGCCCGCAUGAUGCGACGGCUCCUAGCCCAGCAUGCCACCUCCGAGUGUCCCAAGCGCACCCAGCCUUGCACUUACUGCACCAAGGAGUUCGUCUUUGACACCAUCCAGAGCCACCAGUACCAGUGCCCAAGGUUGCCUGUGCCCUGCCCCAACCAGUGUGGCGUGGGAACUGUGGCUCGGGAGGAUCUGCCCGGCCACCUGAAGGACAGCUGUAGCACCGCCCUGGUGCUGUGUCCAUUCAAAGACUCCGGCUGCAAGCACAGGUGCCCUAAGCUGGCAAUGGCCAGGCAUGUGGAGGAGAGCGUGAAGCCCCAUCUGGCCAUGAUGUGUGCCCUGGUGAGCCGGCAGCGGCAGGAGCUGCAGGAGCUGCGCCGAGAGCUGGAGGAGCUGUCCGUGGGCAGUGAUGGUGUCCUCAUCUGGAAGAUUGGCAGCUAUGGGCGACGGCUGCAGGAAGCCAAAGCCAAGCCCAACCUCGAGUGUUUCAGCCCGGCCUUCUACACACAUAAGUAUGGCUACAAGCUGCAGGUGUCCGCAUUCCUCAAUGGCAAUGGCAGUGGUGAGGGCACGCAUCUCUCGCUCUACAUUCGUGUGCUGCCAGGUGCCUUUGACAAUCUCCUUGAGUGGCCCUUUGCCCGCCGCGUCACCUUCUCCUUGCUGGAUCAGAGUGACCCUGGGCUGGCUAAACCACAGCAUGUCACUGAGACCUUUCACCCUGACCCAAACUGGAAGAAUUUCCAAAAACCAGGCACUUGGCGGGGCUCCCUGGAUGAAAGUUCUCUGGGCUUUGGUUACCCCAAGUUCAUCUCCCACCAGGAUAUCCGCAAGCGAAACUAUGUGCGGGAUGAUGCAGUCUUCAUCCGUGCCUCGGUUGAAUUACCCCGAAAGAUCCUCAGCUGAGCACAGACAGGGUUCCAGGAGAAAGAGAGUGGAAAAUGACCUCUGUUAGGCACUGGCUGAGCCUGGAGAAGGGGGCAGGACCCUCUUUCAGUUGCUUCUGCACACGAGGUUCUGUUACCCUAUUCCCCCUCUCCCCUUCCUUACCACUCUCAGGUGCCUCCUAUUGGUGCUUCAGCCCUGGCCCCUGUGGUGAGCAGGUCUUCGGGUUUUCAAGGGCUUGGAAACAAGUGAUCCUAGGGCCUGUCUCCUCUCCUGGGCAGGGCAGACAUGCCUUGGUGCCAGCCACACUCUACCUGGACUGAGGUGCCUGCUGGUGCUAUGUCCCAAGAGCCAUAGAGGGGAAGGGGGAGUUGGGUAGUUUAAUUUGUCGAGAUGAUUUCUCUUCCCCUUUUCCCCAGCUGUACCCUCUGGUUAUUUAUUUACUUAGUGCCAGGAGGACACAGCAGGGGAGCCCUGAUUUUUAAUAAAUUCUGAAUUGUAUUUAUUAA
Molecule: messenger RNA, 1932 nt
Organism: Pteronotus mesoamericanus
Lineage: Eukaryota; Metazoa; Chordata; Mammalia; Chiroptera; Mormoopidae
Gene: TRAF4
Product: TNF receptor associated factor 4
Exons: 7
Coding region: 32-1444 (470 amino acids)
Biological process (GO): positive regulation of JNK cascade; signal transduction; regulation of apoptotic process
Molecular function (GO): zinc ion binding; protein binding
Source: RefSeq, a predicted model, not a curated record